GGCGGAAGUGCUGCGUCGCGCACUUCCGGGUGUUGUCUGCCCGCCGCCGCCGCCGAGCGUCUCCGGUUUCCCGGCCGCCGCCGCCUCGGGUCCUGGAGCCAGGAGCGACGUCAUCGCCAUGGCCGGCAUCAAAGCUCUGAUUAGUUUGUCCUUUGGAGGAGCAAUUGGGCUGAUGUUUUUGAUGCUUGGAUGUGCCCUUCCAAUAUACAACCAAUACUGGCCCCUCUUUGUUCUGUUUUUUUACAUCCUUUCACCUAUCCCAUACUGCAUAGCGAGAAGACUAGUGGAUGAUACCGAUGCUAUGAGUAAUGCUUGUAAGGAACUUGCCAUAUUUCUUACAACAGGCAUUGUUGUCUCAGCUUUUGGACUCCCUAUUGUAUUUGCCAGAGCACAUCUAAUUGAGUGGGGAGCUUGUGCACUUGUUCUCACAGGAAACACAGUCAUCUUUGCAACUAUACUGGGCUUUUUCUUGGUCUUUGGAAGCAAUGACGACUUCAGCUGGCAGCAGUGGUGAAAUGAAUUACUGAACUCUUGUCAAGUGGACUUGUUGUCAUUCGUUGGCCAUCCAUGCUCACCAGAGAUGGGGCAGUCACGCUGAGUGGUAUAGCAAGCCUCCUGGGGGUAUUCUAGGUGCUCCCUUCUCACUUUUAUUGUAAGCAUACUAUUUUCACAGAGACUUGCUGAAGGAUUAAAAGGAUUUUCUCUUUUGGAAAAGCUUGACUGAUUUCACACUUAACUAUAGUAUGCUUUUUGUGGUGUCCUGCUGAAUUUAAAUAUUUAUGUGUUUUCCCUGUUCAUUUUUUUUUAAAUCAAUAUGCAAUGUCAAAUAUUUUUUAAAUGUAGUAACCAUUUGCAUUGGUUAGGAAUUGGAUUUCUGCUGGCUAUUACUGGGCUAAAGGACAUCUUUUCUCUUAAAAUUAUUUAGCCUCCAUUAUUACAGAAAGUUAUAAAAAUAAGUUUUCAAUCAGUCAGGAUGACAUCACUCCCAAUUUUAUGCAGACAUGCCGGCCGUUGGCACACCUUAUAGACUCUAUACUCUUUGCAAAUCUAGCUGCAUCUAUACCUCAGAAGGGCCAAGUCUUAAUGCCCGUGCCCUCCAUAAGGGUUGCUGGUUUUGCCAGUAAGCGGGUGUUUUGUGAAUUGAAAAUUAUUUUGUGGAAUUGCUAUAAAGAAGUGCUUUUCUUCUCAGUUGUUAGGAGAAUUUAUUGUUAAAGGUAAGGGUAUAAAAACAGAUUUUUGAGAUAUGGUUUUUAUUUAUGUUUAUUAUAGUUAGAGUGAGUUGCAUUGUGGGAAGAAACGACGUUUAAAUUCCAUUUUUUGACUCCUGUUUCUAUUUGUAAGUGAAAUUUGUGAUUCUUCUGUCAGCCUUUCAUGUUUUACCAUGGGUAAAAUGGACGUACAUGGAACUACUGCUGAUGAGGGAAGGUUGUAUGUUUGCAUCAUGUAUACCAGAAAGCCUUUCCCUGCUUCCUCCCUUUAACUUAUUUUAUAUGUUGUAUAUAUUAAGUAAAAUAACUUUUCAAAUAUAGUUUAAUAACAUUUUAAAUUAGAGGUGUUUAACUCACCUGGAAAAUAAUUGCUAUGCCAUACAUGCAGAGCGCCCCCUGCCCCGCGAGGCCUUGACAUGAUUAACAAGUGACUUGUUAGUCUUACAGAUAAUUCAUGCAUUAACAAUUUAAGAUUUAGACCAUGGUAAUGUUAGUUCUUAUUCUCUAAGGUUAUAUCAUAUGUAAUUUAAAAAUAUUUAAGACAAGUUUCAUGUAUACCUCUCAAGUGUUUUGAUUUUUUAUUUCAUCAUGAUAGAUCUACUGAUUCCUUUUAAAUGGCAUUUAUUGUGUGAAUUAAUGCAAAGUAGCCAAAUCCAGCUAUAUAGCAGCUUCAGACACAAACCUGACCAGAAAAUUCCCAGUAACCAGGCAUGAUCAAAGUGUAGUGGUCAUUUGCAUCUCAAUUAUCAGUACCUUUUCAGGAGCUAGUUAUGAAAACGUUCAAGUUGGUCUGACAGUAUUUUGUGAAGGAUAUUUGUAUGUUUAUUCAGUAUACUUAACAUAAAAAUUGUUUUGCCUUUGGUCAAAACUGAGUAAUCAUGACAGCUAUCUUUUGUUGUUUUAUAAAGUUUAUUUCUAAAGAAAAUGGGAACAAAUUUUGGGUUCAUUCAGCUUUUUACUAAAGAUGCCUAAAGGCCACACGUUUUAUUGCCAAACCCAAGUUGUUACUUUUAGCUGUGAGAUGAGAAGCAGAAUGAAAUAUCCGCUUGUGCCUGUCCCCUUUACACCUUAGGCUGAAAAUGGCUGGCAGUGUUACAGUGUUGUAGACUUAAAGAGGAAGGGACGGAUACACAUGAAUUAGCUGGCGAUAUAGUUGGGAACUCAGUGCCUGUGAUCUACUCAAUUCUUUUUUGCAGCAAGUACAUUCUCGGGUCCUUCCCCAUUUUCUGUUCUAGAAUGUCAGUGCAGUGCACUGCUACUGGUUUAUUCACUUG
Messenger RNA from Ceratotherium simum simum (southern white rhinoceros), 2482 nucleotides. RefSeq names its product leptin receptor overlapping transcript like 1 (gene LEPROTL1). The record is from RefSeq and is a predicted model, not a curated record. NCBI's taxonomy places the organism in Eukaryota, Metazoa, Chordata, Mammalia, Perissodactyla, Rhinocerotidae. Gene Ontology annotation, cellular component: endosome. Gene Ontology annotation, biological process: negative regulation of growth hormone receptor signaling pathway; late endosome to vacuole transport via multivesicular body sorting pathway.